Porites lobata is the source of this 9930-nucleotide messenger RNA. NCBI's taxonomy places the organism in Eukaryota, Metazoa, Cnidaria, Anthozoa, Scleractinia, Poritidae. The record is from the annotation of a GenBank genome assembly.
GACAGGUUCUCCUCACCGACUUUUUGAUCCGUAAAAAAAUAUUGCCAUUGUCAAAUUAGCGACUGAGCGAGGAGCCGACUUGAUGAACAUAACCGUCUGAGGAAGUCUAAAAUUUUCUGUUUUUAAAAACAGAAAUAAUCCGAUUGUGUUAAGCGACGAAAGAGUUCCUCGAAACUUAUCGACGACAAGUGUAUACAGUUAAGAGAUGUACCUGUUAAACUGAGAAAAAUAUCAACUUUAACAAAUACAACACCAGAUUUUCCUUAAAGGUAAGCUUUGUCUCUCACAGACAGCAGAAAUAGGGCUUUCUGUGUGCUAGGUAUGAAAUAUUAUUAGAAGAGUGGGAAAUUAGAUCAAAGACAUUUCAUAUUCUGAUGCAAUAGUUUUCUUGAUUAUCGGCCGCAGCGUUCUUGACAAUCUUACAUUUCGUAUUAUUGCAUUAUCUUAUUAUUCUGUAAUUAUUCCCUUUACUUUAAAAGCUAACUCAAGGUCGAGUAUAAAAUGAACUAAUUUAAAAGGCAUUUCUUUUCAAAUUGAAGCCUUUUUGUAGGGUGUCGGUUUAAGUUUUUAGUUCAAGUACAGAAAGAAGGCACUCCAAUAAUCUCGUUUAGUUAAUCAGUUUUUAUUUUCCUUUUAAUAGCCGCGAAAAAAUCUGUAUGAAAAUGUCCAAGGUUUUCUACAAUAUGUAAGGUUUUCUAAAAAUCUUAUAUCAAACAAAUUUAGUGAAAACAAAUGGGAAAUCGACUAUGUACUUAAGAACCCCGAAUCCUGGCUGCUAUUAAAUAAUUUAGCCUCAAGUGAUUAUCGUUAGAGCGAUAUUUAACCUAUCCAACUUGGACGUUCGCUGGUGAAACUUUCUUUAUAGUGGCUGUAAGAGAGCUAGAAGGCGCAUAUAUAAAGAAACAGAGGGUGUUUUAAGAGAUCAAUCAAAGGUAGAGUAAGGCAUUACAAGGCGCCGAAACUGAGAGAGGCUUCCCACGGUCAAAAGUUAAUCGUCACUUUCUUCAGGUACCUGUUGUUCAGCAUCUAUUCUGUCAGUAAGGGCAAAUUAUUGCGGCUACUUCACCAUGACCAUUCUGCCAUAAAAACAAUCAUUGUCCAUUUUCUCCAAUUCGAAAAAAAAAGUUAAACGUAUUUUUCCACUCCGCGGCAAGUGGCUUUCUCGAUGUUCAGUGAAAGAGCUCGGCGAUGCAGAAACAGUAAAAAUUACUGUCAGACAAUUGUGACAAUCGAUUGUCAACUGAGUGCGUUAAAAGUUGCGGAGUCGUGCAAACCUGGCCUUUAUUGUUUUUUGUCUUGACUCCUUUUAAUCCCAGCUGGGCAGUACUUUCAUGCAUGUAUCUGCCACUGAUCAGUGCCUUUGGUGAAAAAUAAGAGUCCAGAAUAACAUAGAGUCUAUCAAAUUAUAGCUUGUGGCAGUGGCGGAUACAGGGGAGGGACCCAGGGGGCCCGGCCCCCCUUAUUUUGCACUCCAUACUGAGGCCCAAAGAGCCCAAAAAAUUGUUUUGGAGACCGCGUUGCUUAUUUUAUAAUAACUGAGCGAAUCCUCGCGCGCUGAUUGAUCGAGAGCGUUGGUCUAUUUAACAAUUAUUCCUCGAGCCCAAAUGGGCUGUGAGUCAAUAGCCCAUGAGACCUCAUGAGCUAUUGACUCAGAGGCCAUGAGGGCGAGAGGAAUAAUUGUUUUAGUAAAAUCCAACUAGUUGGUCAAAAAUAUCAAAACAAAACAACUUAAAGCAAGACUCUAAUCCUUUUUUGCCGCCAAAAAUCAGUCGCUUUUCGCUACUGGUGGGCCAUAACAUAUAACCUAGUAGUAGCUCAACCAAUCAGAACGCAGCAUUGAUUGACUAGUUGAAUUUUACUAAGAGUAUAGACCAUGGAAAUGACGUAACAUGUCACGCAAUGCUGGUUGUUUUGUUUUUGGUUUUUCGUAAAAAAUAAAUGUUAUUGUAAAAAACAAAUCGAGCACAAUUUUCCAUGGUCUACACUCUUAUAGACCAUAGAAAUGACGCCAUAAAAUGUUCAAAGCUUUGCAGUGAAACCACUCGGCUGCGGCUCGUGGUUCCACUUGAGUUUUAAUCAUUUUAUGACGUCAUUUCUAUGGGUCUAUAAGAGUGUAAACCAUAGAAAAUUGUGGUCGAUUUGUUAAAAACUUGAGCUUCAGCUUCUAACCCAAAGUAAUUCUUUGGUUAUCUUCCCGCUAAACAUUGUAAUCCAAUCUAUCUGACAUACUCUGAGACAUCUGUCACAUGUACAUUUUGUGACAAAUCACUCGAGAACGCUCUGUAACAUUUAUUCAGCAGUCUUAUCAUGACAGACACACCCAAGCCCGACCCUGUGGAGGGGGAAGGAGAGGAGAGUGAAAAGAGCAAGGGAAAGAAAAGCAGCUUUCCCAAACGAUAUAUCGUAGCCAUUAUGAUUUUCCUUGGUAUCUGCGUGCAGUACGCUCUCCGAGUAAAUCUUAGUGUCGCCAUUGGAGCUAUGUGUAAUAACCAUACGAUUCAACAAAAUGGUUUCACCAUACAGAAGGUAUGUGCUACAGGUCUUUUGCGAUCUUGCUUUGCAAUAAAACAGAAAAUUUUUUUGACAGGAAAUCCAAUGUUCACUAUACUUUUAAAAACUCCUUAUUUGAAGAAUGUCUUUUGCAAAAAGAGAGCACUUAAAAUCCCGAAAAAUGAAUUUAAAUAAGCCGUUGCAAUUAGCCAAAAAGAGCCGGGAAAAUUCUUCCUUAACGUUUUUUUUAAAUACUGAUACAUUAUAUAGUUUAUGUUGUACAAAACCUCUGGCAUCAGACCAUGCAAAUAAUAAGUACUACAUGGGAAAUUUCUGCAAUUUGAUUGGCUUACAGCAGUGGUAUUUCAGCUUAAUUUGAAAUACCUACAUGUGAAAAUUUAUUUGGGUGGUAGUAUAAACAAAUAACAGCAUGAUUUGAGCGGGAUAUUUCAAAAUUGUCUCAAAUUUCACUAGCCUAACGACUCGUGAAAUUACGUAUAGCAAUUUCGAAAUAUCACUCGUGGUAUUUAUUCCAAAUAUCACUACAAAUCAUGCUGUUACCUAUACUAAUCUUUAUCUUUCUUUCAAAGAAAGCUGAAUUCGAUUGGAGUUCAAAGCUUCAAGGUGGGUAUGUUACACACUAUUCAUAAAGCCCCGUGCAAACGGACGCAACAUUGUUGGCCAAUAACUCCCAAUAUUGUUGGAUGUUGCAUGUUGCGUCCGUUUGCACACCCUGUUCCAUGUUAUUGAAUGUUGUUGUGUGUUGUUGGGAGUUGUCGCAUCCGUUUGCAUACAACAGCUAACAAGGACACAACAACUCUUAAUAUUGCAUUGUUGGCCCAACAAUGUUGCGAGUUGCUGCGUCCGCUUGCUCGUAGCUUAAGAAAGACGUUUUUACAGGCAGCAUCUUGCUAUGUCAGUCUAAUACUAGACGCAAAAUUGAUCAAACUCGAGGAUAUGAGAACGCUUACGCUCAUUUUGAGUCUCUGUGACAGCGCAGCUCCAUAGCUAAGAAAAUUUGGUUACUAUACAUGCAAGAGAGUUUGCUAGUCACCUGACCGUACAUCCCCACCUGCCCGUCCGCACCAAAGGAAACCAGUGUGAAACGUUACACUUUCUAGCUAGUGCGUCGCUAGUGUGGGAGCCUAGCUGCAAUCUGAUAUUGCUCAUCAAUGUUGUGAUCAAUUGACUGCUGUCAAAACAACGUAUCCACUCACCAGUAUUACAUGACCGUAUAGCGGGCUCCGGUGUCAACCCAAUCUGAUCAAUACGAUUCAAGUUAAUAAGAUAUACAUAUAGAAAUACCACUUGCUUGUUUUUUAAAGAUAACGCGUUUUUUUUUUCACAAAGGAACAAUUCUUGGCGCAUUUUAUUACGGCUACACUGCUAUGCAGAUCCCAGGAGGCUGGCUUGGUCAGCGGUUCGGAGGAACAAGAGUGUUCGGAAUCUGUCUCGGAAUUGCUUCGAUCCUGACUAUGCUAACGCCAAUAGCGGCACGAACAAGUGUCGCUGCUCUGAUUACUCUCAGGGUGAUAGAAGGGCUUGCGUUGGUAGGUUCUUUAACUAAUUUCCUUGAUUUUAACAAACCAUUCGCUUUCCAAACUCCGAUACUACCCUUUUCAAAAUUCUGUCAGCUGCAAGACUCUCCUAUGAAAUAAAUGUUUGUUUAUGUUGUUUCAUAUUUUUAAUGAGAUUUGAAGACUAGUUUAAUUUAAACGAUUUCGCUAGCCUGAGAAAACAGCCGACAUUUUGCGACGCUACCACUGGUUUCCCCGCCAAAUGACGUCUGAGAAACGAGCGCAGAAAUUCCAUACUGAUGACGCGUCACUUCCCAAAUCUGGGUAAUGCUUCUGAUUGGUCCUGCCGCGUGGGAAAUUUGAUGCAAUCAAUCAGAAGCACUACCCAGAUCUGGGUAGUGACGCGUCAUCAGUAUGGAAUUUCUGCACUCGUUUCUCAGACGUCAUUUCGCGGGGAAACCAGUGGUGGCGCCUCGAAAUGUCGGCUGAUUUCUCAGGCUACGAUUUCGCACUUAUCCCCGCAAAAGGGUUGGGAAAUUCCGAAAUGGCUUUUUUAAAAACUCAUUUCUCUUUCAUUUCUGAUGAAUCGAAAAGGGAAACGAAGGUCCAGACCAAUUCUGUACUGUAAAAUGUUUUGGCUCCUUUCUUACCAUACCGUUGUAAUAAAUACUAUCUAUGUGUUACCAUGUUCCAAAGAGUAAGUAAGUGAAUAUUGCUGGGGGUUAAAGAAAAGGAAAGGAGAAGUGACAGAAAUAAUUGUAGUAACUUUGCAUACUUCGAGGCCUUCUCAACUCUAUGCUUAAUGAAAGAACCACCCUCAGUCAGACAUUAGUUGUAACUAUGAGAUUUUUCUGUUUCACGCCUUCUAAGGGAGCCCUUUUCCCUUGUAACCACGCCAUCUGGAGCAAAUGGGCUCCGCCCGCAGAGAGGACUCGACUGUUCACGAUCACUGUCGCAGGUAAAAAAAAGCCAUCAAGUCAUAUAUGUGGUUAUCUUUUACUUUUAGGCCUCCAUUCAAAGACCUUUCUCAACUCACCCUGUAGAGGUGUGCCGGUUAUUGAAUCCUUAACUGAGUUUCAGAGCCGUUAACUUUAACUUUUAUAUUACUAAAUUUUCAGUAAUAAAAAUGCAAGGAAAUAAUUGUAUCCAAGAAAACUGGGGAAAACCUCGAACAGGAUUUAACAAUCCCUUUCAAGGAGGUCACCACAACUAAAUGAAAUAAUUAAGAGACUAUUUUACAAAUGUAUAAUGAAACGUAAUUAAAUAAAUAAAGCUUAACAUUAGGCAAGCCGUACAAUCUCGGAGAAAAAGAUUUAGCUUAAUGGCACUAAGCUCUCUUUCACUGCAGAGAAAAGUCUCUGCAUGAAUUGAGGGCUUUAGGGUCUUGUAUGACUGACCUGUAUUUUUUCAGAGCAUUAUCAGUUGUUUUGGCGUGUUAAUCCGAUGACAAACGAUACUGAUUCCGAUUCUCUUCAAGAAUUAUAUAAAAAAUGUUUCUUAUAUAUCACGCGGGGAUUUAACACUGAAUCAUGUCAUUAACAAACAGAAAACAGGCAGCGUGGCCGAGUGGUGGCCGAGUGAUCAGCGCGUCGGACUCGCAAUCCGGCGGUCCCGGGUUCGAGUCCCGCUCUGGCCACUUGCUGGAUUUGUGCUCGGUCGUUCCGAGUUCAACUUCUCGGCCACGCUUGUAAAUAGCCAACUGGUUGCCUUCUGCCAGUUGGGGUUUUUAAUCCUGUUAUGUUGUAUUUGAAUUAUUUGUUUCUAAUAUUUGAGUGGAGUGCCUGUAAAUUAGCUGGACAAGCUAAGUGCAAUUUCCUCUAUAAACAAGCCUUUAACCUAACCUUUUAACCUUUUUAAAACACAAGUCAGAUUUUAUCGGUGUUAAAAGUUUUGGCUUUUUUCAUCAGACCUAGUUCUUUUUUGAAAUUCAGAUUUGUAGCAACUUGGAUAUGAAAAGAUUCACUUACCCAAAUCGAGGUGCACUAAUCGUCUCCCAAAAAAAAACUUGAAAUCAACACUUUUUAUUUUCCACAGGCCUCUAUAAAUUAAGAAACCUAACGCGCUUUUUUUUCAUGUGAAGGUUGUCCAGUUGGUACCAUUCUCUCUAUGCCGCUUAGUGGUAUCAUGUCUAAAUAUGGUUUCGAUGGCGGUUGGGCGUCUGUCUUCUACUGCUUCGGUAAGAGCCUGUAAGAACAUCAAUUGUAUUAUGUUUUUGAAAACCUAAUUUCUUUCUUUAGUGUAUACUUUUUACGCAGUAUCUGUUCUCGUGAUUUUGUUUUCAUCAACGUAUUUUAAUAGCAAAAUUUGCGAGCAGAUACCUUUUUAUGAUUUUUUUCUGGGUUUUCUAUUUUUCUUUUUCAACGCCGGCAAAAAAAUCUUGAUGACUGUGCAUGUAGUGGGUGAUAUGUAAAAUCUCAAGCUAAACCAUUCCUAGUUUUAUUCAGAAUUUCCUUUGUAUUUUAGCCUUCGGAGACAAAUGAAAUUUUGUUCAAAUUCAUUAUAUUUAAGGAGGAUGAAAUAAAACAAAGUAAAAUACCGUGUGAUCAAACAGUUACUUUCAAUUGGUUGUUUAGGCGCAAUUGGCCUUUUGUGGUUCUUUGUCUGGCAGCUAGCGAUCCAUGGCUCCCCAUCCGAGCAUCCAACCAUUUCCCCUGAAGAACGAGACUACAUAGAAAAAAGUAUAGCACUACUACCACCUGCAAAGGUAAAGUGAGAGUUGAUAUAAUAAACACUAGGUGGAAGAGUGUUCCAAAUGGUUAUCAAAACAGCGAGGUCUGCCUUUGCAAUAUUUCUAACUGAUAUCAAUGUGUUGAAGUUUAUUCAGUUUAUUUUUCAUUAAAACAUAAUAAUAAUAAUAAUUUAUACAGCGCUCAUAUCCUGAGCUCAUGGCGCUUUACGAUGUAAAAAAGGGGAAAAUGAAUAAUUUACAUAUCACAAAAAAUAUUAAAAAUUAUAUUUACAAUCAUUAUAUUACAGGUCUUAAAAUCAUAAAGUUUACGAAAACAAUGACCCACUCUCUAAAAAUUGCCUAAAAAAAUAUGUUUGCAAUUCUUUCUUAAAACCAGUUAAAGAUGGUGACUUACACAAAUCUAAUGGCAGUGAAUUCCACAGUUUAGGGGCACACACUGAAAAAGCCUUGUCCCCGUAAGUUUUCAUUUUCGUGAUUGAUAGAGGUUGGUCUAACAGCUGCUUAAAUGCGGACCGCAAGAACAUAAAAAGUUCUCUUUAAUUUCGUCUAGUGACAAGGCCAAUGCUCAAUCGACGUCACCAUUUUCCCACUUUUGAUUAACUAACGGUAUGAAUCGUUUGUCACGAAGAUGUGCAGUUAUCCUGACGGCAGAGUUUUAAUUUUCUAUAGUUUUUCAGAAAGAUAGAAGUAUUCUACUUUGUAACAAAUGAAUCGAGUAGACAGGAAUACACAACAUGAUUAGAUUAAGGCAAACUUGAACCAAACUUAAGCCUGCUAUCAUUUUUUUUUGUACUUCAGAAAGGGCAAGUUCCAUGGAAAUCCAUUAUUACUUCCGGUCCCGUGUGGGCCAUCAUAACGGCGAACUUCACCGCCGACUGGGGCAUGUACACGAUCCUGAUCUGUCUACCUAAAUAUUUCAUCGAGGUUUUGCACUUUGAUCUUGCUAAGGUACGUGCUAUGCCAAACGUAACGAAAACAAGUGCUCAAGGGGUACUUGUGUCACUGACCUGCGUAAACUUUUUUAUCAGAAAACUGUAAAACAUACGUAUUCCGGAUUAAAUGGGCCCUUAAAGAAAGACUAACUGAUUAACUAAGAGGUGCUUGGGGCACAAAUUAGGUAAUGCAGACUAAUUUGUGUACGGGGGGCCUGGGGAAAACAUAUAAAAAUAGGUAUGCAAGGGAUGCUUGUACACUGAACUGCUUUAUGUUUGAAACCUUUACAUUGGCUCAAAAUAGGCACGCAAGAGGUGUUUGUGUCAUUGAUGUUAUGUAUAUCCCACAGCACAAGAAACGUACGUCCGCUUUUCAUAAAUCAUCAAAAGUUAAAUAUUUGGAUACUAAAUUAGCCUGUCCCUUUGAUUCCUUGAUUAACAGACAGGAUUCCUAGCCGCCUUACCAUAUGUCGUGAAGGCAUUUGUCGGGCCAGCAGGAGGAGUUCUUGUUGACUGGCUCAUUAAGAACAAGAUGACGGUGAAGAACACCAGAAGAUGCGUUUUCACAGUUGGUAAGAUAAAUAAUUUCAUGUGGCUGAACAAAUCCCUUUCGAUUAAAUAAGUGUGAACUUCAUGAGGGUAUUAUGCAUCCUUAAGACAUUCAAAAUGAGUCAGCCACUUUUUGGUGUAUCGAAAGCAAUGAAAAUAGAACCUUAUCUUUAAAGAGGAUGCCGCACGCAGGUUUUAAAAUAAAGACAUUGCUUAUUGCGAGACUUGACGAACCCGACGCACUCCCUCUUUGGUUUCAUCGUAAGUUACCAGCAAAUCGGCGAUACGUUUUUUCAUCGCAAACACUUAAAGGAUUCGAGGACUAACAAUUGUUCGCGCGGUCUCACUCUAUUAUUUUAUAGCCGGCGUUGUAGACGUCCUCCAACCCAUUUCCGCCCGUGUAUAAUUUAUGGAGACUGUUAUUUUCCUUCCUCCAGGUUGUACAACAGCGUCGUUAUUUAUUCUGAUCACUGGCUACGCCUCGUCUCCAGCUCUUGCUGUUGCCUUUCUCACUAUUGGUGUCGGUAUAACCGGUCUGAACGCUUCCGGUUACGCCGUCAACAUUCUAGAUAUUGCGCCUCAGUAUGCAGGCGUAAUCAUGGGUGUAACUAAUGUGUUUGGUGCUUCGCCAGGCUUUAUCAGCCCGCAGAUUGUUGGGAUUGUAACUCCUAAUAAGGUAAUACGAAAGCUCUUCAUAUAUUGUCUUAUGAAUACAAAGAUUAGGUUGUUAACGAUGCACUGAGGGAAAAUCUGUUUUUUGUACAACUUCAAAAAUCCAAAAAAGCUUUACUUGUUUAGCACUGGCAAAAGGAAAAUACUCUCCAAAGUUUAUUUCGAGACAGCUAUUCAUACGAGUAGAAAUUGUUUUCAUGUUCAUUUCAUGUUCUUUCAUAAUUUAGAGAUCAUGGAAAGCUAUGAUGGAAAGAAAUAUCGUCUUGAAAAAGACGAGCUAACGAUUAAUUAUUUGUGUUUUAGAUGAAAAUGAAACUAACAUAAUUAUAUCUCCACUAGUUUAAAAACUUAUUUCACUUAACUCUUGAUUCAUGUGAAUAAACUGAUUGAAAUAAAAUUUUGUCCAACAAAAAUAUUAAUUCUAAGGAGCAGCUCAUGUCGAUAUUGUUUCAGUGGAACACUUUUUUGCAUUUAAAAAAUUAAUUUGUAAUUCUUAGGCAAAAUAGUGAGUGAGCAUGAUUUCUAUUGGACAAUACGUAUAUGAACAAGGUCAACUCCAGGUUCGCAUUCGCUCCAAGCCUAAAACCAUAAAUUAGUCAACUAUACUUUGGUAUUAAUACUGGCUUUGUCAAGCUAUGUAAUCAUCGUGUUGUCUACAGAACUGAUUAAACUGUUCAAAUGUAACUUAAGUUUAAUUAUUCUUUCUUUAGACUGCUGGCGAAUGGAGAAUUGUAUUUUGGAUCACUGCCAUAGUCUAUAUCAUCGGUAUCGUGAUCUUUGGUUUGCUGGUGUCAGGUGAAUUGGAGCCGUGGGCGAACACGAGUAGGGAAGAGGAAGAGGAUGACAAAAAGGGAGGAGAAGAGGAAAAAGGAGAAGAAAAGCAGGAUAAAUCGGACGAAGAAAAGAAAGAUGACGAGAAAGCUACAGAGGAGAACAAGGAAGAAAGCAAACAGGAUCAAAAGACAGAAGGAACUCCUUCAUAAUGAUCCGCAGAUUUAAAUUAUAAUGCUAGGUCUUGAUGUCAUCCUAGUUACCAGAAAUAAAAAUCUUUGACCUCUUAAAGAAUAUGUGCAAGUUCAAC